AUGGAUCCCUCGGGCAUCUCAGACGCGCAUGGCCACUUGACGCUCCACGUGUCGUUGCCCAGCGGCCGCUGCGAGACACUUUCCUUGCCGCGGGAGGGCACGGUGCGCGACCUGAAACGCGCGGCGCAAGGGGCCUUGAAGCAGCUGUUCCUGCGGCCGGUGGGGCCGGAUGGACAUCUCUUAGACCCAACGGACUCGCUGGAAGCGGCGGGGCUACGAGAUGGGGAUCACCUGAUGGCGAUUGCGCGGCAGCCGAAGGUAGCCGCCACGUCGAAGGCUUUCGCCCUGUGGUGUUUGGGAGAAAGCAAGAUGGUGACCUGGGGAGCUGCUGAUGCGGGUGGUGACAGCGGUGAGGUGAAGGGCCAUCUGAGGAGCAUUCAAGAAGUGCAGGGCACAGAGCGUGCUUUUGCCGCGAUCGUGGAGGAUGGGCGUGUCGUCACCUGGGGCUCCCCAGAGCAUGGCGGGGAUAGCAGCAGAGUCAGGGAGAAACUGCAGAACGUUCGGCAGAUCUGUGCCACGGGCAGUGCAUUUGCAGCCAUCUUGGCAGAUGGAGGUGUGGUGACCUGGGGGGCACCAGAUGCGGGAGGCGACAGCACCAACGUCAGAGAUCAGUUGAGGAAUGUCCAGCAGAUUGCCAGCACGAAGCGCGCCUUCGCUGCGAUCCUGCCGGGUGGCAGCGUGGUGACCUGGGGCGAUCCUCACUUCGGGGGUGACGGUUCGGAGGUGGCGGAACCGUUGGCCAACGUGCAGCGGAUUUGUGGGUCCGAAGCAGCCUUUGCCGCUCUCUUGGAAGGUGGCGCGGUGGUGACGUGGGGCGAAUACAGAGGAGGUGUCAACAGCACCAGCGGCGUCCGAGAUCAGCUGAGGCAGGUUCAAGAGCUCUACGCGACAGAACGUGCCUUUGCCGCAAUCCUGGAAGGUGGACGCCUGGUAACCUGGGGCCCGGAGGAGUAUGGCGGCAGGGUGCGCAGCAAAGUGUGCGGAGAGCUUCUCAACGUCCAACAGAUGGCCACGACCGGCGCAGCCUUUGCCGCCUUGUUGGCCGAUGGCACUGUGGAAGCCUGGGGCAACUCCCACGCGGGGGGCGACUGCAGUGGGGUCCGCCAUCAGCUGCAGAACGUCCAGCAGGUCUGCGCCACGAAGUUCGCCUUCGCCGCUGUCACGGAAGAUGGGCCGCUCGUCACCUGGGGCCCACGCAUCUUCGGUGGCGACAUCAGCCGGGCGGGAAGGGAGCCGCCCCCGAAGGUGGCACAGAUCUUCGCGACGGAUGGAGCCUUCACGGCCUUGGGGGAGGGAGAUGUGAUGGCCUGGGGGCAUCCCAGCGAGGGCGGCGACAUUUCGAAAGUCUGGGACGAGAUUCAUGAAUACAGCAUGGAGCAGAAGCGCACCGCCAGCUUGGAUGAGGAGUUGGCGGAGUCCGCUGCGGAGACGCGCGGGGUGGCAGAGGAGCUGAUGGCCUGCAGGAAUGAGCUUCGUCUGGUCAGCGAAGAAGCGGACCUGGAACAGCGAAACCUGCGCGUGGCCUUGAAGGCGCAGCUUCUGGAGUGUGAGGAACACUGUACGAGACUGGCAUGCGAUCGCCAGCAGCAGGAGAGUGUGGCCGCCUGGCUUCAGGACUCCUGGCGCAGGUGCGAGCUGGGGCCUGCUUUAGACCAGGUGAAGACCCUUCGCAAAGUCAUGGAUGACGACCAGCUCCGUGUAGAGGCGCUACAGAUGCAGAAUCACGAACUGGUCUUAGAGGUGGCUGAGCAGCGGGCGGCCCUGUCAUUUGGCUCUACCGAGGUGGCCUUCGCGCGAGCCGAGGUCACUGCCUGGAAGAGGGAGUCCGACGAGCUGACUGCCAAAGUUGAGAAGCAGGAGCGACGAGUUCUUCAGGAAGAGGCAGCGCGAGAGGAGGCGCGAUUUCUUGAAGACUCUGCCGCCAAGGAGGAGGCUCCCCCGCCCGCCAUCCAGGCAGACCAGGCCCAGAGCCUGGCGAAGGAGCUGCAGGAGCUGCGCUCCGAAGCGGCGCUUCUCCGCUCGAGCCUCACCGCAGCGCGCAUUGAGACCCAGCCGGCACCGCUGUCUGCGAUCGUAUCAGCGGCGGAGGAAACAUUGCAGCACCCGCCGCUGCCACUGUCAGACGAGGUUCCCCCUCGCGCUGUGCUGCCGGUGGCAUCUUCCGUGGAAGCGCUGCACUUCUUGCCGAGACUGCUGGCAGACCAGGCCGCGCUCCCCCUUCCGUGUCGGCAAGACUUCGACAUGGACAAGGAGUAG
This is a messenger RNA of Symbiodinium natans, 2256 nucleotides long. The record is from the annotation of a GenBank genome assembly. NCBI's taxonomy places the organism in Eukaryota, Dinophyceae, Suessiales, Symbiodiniaceae.